UCUUCCAUCACUCUGAGUUUGAGCUUUAUUUAAUAAAAAUCCAGAAAUUCCUCUCCACUCUGGGAACCUCGAAUAAAUUCCAGGGUAGAGAAUUAAAAAAAAAAAAAAGAAAUGGCUGCAAAAGCAGCAGUUGCCGGGCUAGCUGCCAUCCUCGUGGUGGCGAUGGUUGUUGCUGUGGCAGUUGGUGUUACAAAGAGAAGUGAAUCAGGCUCCGUCAGUGCCGGCUCUACCAAGGCCGUGCAGUCCAUUUGCGCCCCUACUGACUAUAAAGAAACUUGUGAAAGCAGCCUUUCCGAUGCCAACACCACCGACCCCAAGGAGCUGGUCAAGGCCGCAUUCGAAUUUACAGAGAAAAAUAUAGGCGAAGUCAUCAAGAACUCGUCUUUGUUCCAAGAAGCAGCCAAGGAUAAUGGCACCAAGCAGGCGUUGGAGAUCUGCCAAGAAGUGCUUGACACUGCCAUCGAUGAUCUCAAGAGGUCGUUCGACACGUUUGGGGAAUUCGACGCUACCAAGGCCAACGAGUACGUCGAGGACCUCAAAACGUGGCUUAGUGCUGUAAUCACCAACCAUGAAACCUGCAUUGAUGCCUUUGAGAACACCACAGGCGAUACUGGGGAGAAGAUGAAGCAUUUGAUGAAAACUACUAGGGAGAUGUCAAGCAACGGCCUCGCCAUGGUGACCAAUAUGUCAUCGAUCCUUGCAUCGUUGCAGAUUGGGGGGCUUUCCAGCCGAAAGCUUCUCUCUGAGGAAGAAGGCGCUCUAUUCUUAUCCAACAAUCAAAGGCGUCUCCUUGCCGCAUCAUCAUUGAAGCCGAAUGCCGUGGUGGCCCUAGAUGGAAGCGGGCAGUUCAACACGAUUAGCGCAGCCAUUGCAUCUGUCCCUCCGAAGAAUAACCAAACAUUUGUGAUUUAUGUUAAGGCCGGUCUGUACAAGGAGUAUGUCCAAAUUCCCAAGAAGAUGAACAAAAUUGUAUUGAUCGGAGAUGGUCCUUUGAAGACAAGAAUCAGUGGCAGAAAGAACUACGCUGAAGGUGUUAAGACCUUCCACACGGCCACCGUCGCUGUAAGCGCUGAUGAGUUCAUGGCAAAGGACAUCGGAUUUGAGAACACAGCUGGUCCUCAGGGGCACCAAGCCGUGGCCCUGCGCGUCUCUGGUGACCGUGCCGUCUUUUUCAAUGUUCACAUCGAUGGUUACCAGGACACUCUCUACGCCCACACCUAUCGCCAGUACUAUCGCGACUGCUCCAUCUCCGGCACCAUCGACUUCAUCUUCGGCGACGCCCUAGCCCUUUUCCAGAACUGCAAAUUCGUCGUCCGGAAGCCAGGGCCCAACCAGGCCUGCAUGGUUACCGCCCAAGGCCGUGUCGAGCCCCGCAGCCUGGGCGCCACAGUCAUCCAGAACGGCGACAUUGUGGCUGAGCCAGCAUUGCUCCAGGCUACACCACCCGUUAAGGUUUACCUUGGCCGCCCAUGGAAGUUGCUCUCAAGGACCAUUAUCAUGCAAUCCAACAUCGGCGGGUUCGUUGCACCAGAAGGCUGGGCGGAAUGGUCGGGAAAUUUUGCUCUAGACACACUGUACUACGCAGAGUACCAGAAUCGCGGCCCCGGAUCGGAUAUGAAGAACCGAGUCAAAUGGCCGGGGAUCCAGCACUUCACUCAACAAAUGGCUGAGAGCUGGACGGGAGGGAGAAUCUAUGGAGGGGAUGAAUGGAUCAGGAUCACUGGGACUCCAUACGUACCUACCAUGAUGAAUGUCUAAUAAGUUGAGUCAACUGAUUUCCUAACAAUUUUUGCAGGUUUGGGUGGUGUAGUUAACUGGAGCUUAAUUUUGCUCAUGUUGUCUAGUAAUAAGUUUUAUGAUUUUAUGCUUGUGAUGGAGAUUAGUUGACAGAACACUCUCUAUUGUAGUUGUAAGAAAAAGAUUUGUAUGAAUUAUAAUAUUAAACGAAUUUCAUUUCUAGUUGAUUAAUGAAAUGUAUUUGGUCAA
Molecule: messenger RNA, 1986 nt
Organism: Sesamum indicum (sesame)
Lineage: Eukaryota; Viridiplantae; Streptophyta; Magnoliopsida; Lamiales; Pedaliaceae
Product: pectinesterase-like
Biological process (GO): cell wall modification
Molecular function (GO): pectinesterase activity; enzyme inhibitor activity
Source: RefSeq, a predicted model, not a curated record